AUGGGCUUCACACUUUGGAUCAUGGGUUUCCUUCUGCAGAUGGUCGACCAGAAGGCCGACGAGCUGAAUGUGCCACGCUCGCAGCGAGACUGGGGCUGGAUCGGCUACAUGGCCUUCGGAACCCCCGGGCGGCUCUUGUUCGCCGGGUGCAUGUUCUUCGACCUCGCAGGAGGUGUUUUGGUCUUAAUGAGCAUUGUGAUCGAACAGCUUCCCUUCCUCUUGCCCAUCAACCACAAGGUGACUGCUGUGUUGAGCUGCAUCGUAGCCAUUCUCUUCUGCUUGCUCCCAAAGAAGGCCUUCUCCUGGAUGGCCGUCGUUGGGAUGGCUUCCCAAGUCUUCCUGGUCAUGGGCUUGGUGAUCACUGGCCUACAACUCCAUUCUGCUGGCGAAGUGGCUGAAGACCAGGUGGCGCUGAACAUCUCGGGCUUACCGCAGGGCUUUGGCAUCGCACUGCUGUGCUUCCUCGCGCACAGCGAGGCUCCACUGAUCUACCAGCUGUUCCUCGUCAAGGCGCUCCAAGCAGGGCUUCGACCGAAGGUGGAUAGUCCCGGGUUCUUGCCUCCCGCUGCGGUUGAAGGCCGCUUUGAGGCCAAUUGCCAGUGCAACUGCCUUUGUGGAGUGCAGCAGGACUUUGGGAUUGUGGCAGGACUCGGUUGCUUGGCCGGUGCCGGGAGUGACUUGUCAUGCAGUGGAGGUGAUGGACCGUCCAAAUUCAAAGUGAAAGGGAAAGAUUUUAGAUACUGGUCUAGAAUAGGUGGUGGUUCUUACAGGUUUGCAAAGCCCAUCAAUGAUGACCAGCUCCUUCGUACCUACAUCAAGCAGGCUUUUCGCGAGGGUUCAAAGGAAGCCAGUUUUGAUCCUGAUUGGAGACCGGACCACGUCGUGGACACCAAGGGCGUCGUCCAGGACACGGAUGUUUUCUUGGGUCCCUUGGUGCUGCACCGACUGACUGACAAAGGGCCCGCGAAUCGCAGAGCCAUGGGUGCUGGGGUGGUGGCCGGGGGAGAUACCUCCGUGGAUGAUGAUCGGGUGACCAGACCUAUCGUUGAAGCUGACCCGUCUCAAGUUUGGCUGAUCACCGAAAAUAUUGAUCAGUACAAGAUUGGGGACUAUGCCCGAGUCGAUCCCAGUCGUGACUUGAUGCUUGGAGGCCACACAGGACUCAUUCGGGUCGCCUCGGGCUGGGCAAAGGCAGAACUGAUUUUGACCACGGAUGCCGCAGAGUUCGUUCGUGCUCGUCGGGGUGAUGCCGGCUCCCCGUCUCCUUCACCCCAUCAGGCAACCGAGAUUCACGAGAACGAAGAGGGAUCCAGUGACGCUCGAACUUUGAUGGUUGACUACGACCACCAGGGCGCCAGAUUCAAAGAGUGGCGAGUGGUGGUUGCCGACAGCAAAGACUACCACUAUGAGGACUGGCCCUGCGAGGGCCCAUCGACGGUGCUUCAUCUUCUGAAGCACAUGAUGAAGUUUGGUGGUGACCCUAAGCAAUGGUUGGAACUGUGGGCACGUCAGAAAUCGAUUUCAGAUCAAGACCGGGUGAAGCAUGAGCUCAGGUGCCUCAUGGACGUGCUCUAUCUUGGGGGCACCUUUGACCAGCUCAACAUGCCGGUCCUGGCGAGCUUUGAGACUGUUGCCAGGAGAGUCCAAUGCAUAGUCGACGCCUAUGCCGCCGGUGGAUCUGGUGCUCCGGAUUGGGGCAACGCAAAGCUGUUCACUGGAUACACUGGGCCCGAGGACCUAGUGAUGCCCCAGCUCAAGACAUGGGCUGCAAGGGAAAGGGCUGGAACCUCCGGCGGCGAGCUCAUGAACCGGAUGGGGUCCAGCGGGGUGAGCCUGACCGCUGGAUUGAACUAUGAUGAUGAUAGGCUCAUGGGUCCGAUGGGGCAUACCUCUGCAAGUGGGCUCUUUCCUUUGCCUCGGCCAGAUGCUCUGCCGAAGCUGAAGGGCUAUGGUCGCCGCUCCCAACACCGAGCUGCGCGAAGAGUCCGAAUUCGUGAUGAUUUGAGGGAGGCAAUUGCCUCCUUGAAUUGGAUGCAUGUGGGUGACUUCGAUGCUCCACCUUCGGCCGCUCAUCCUCUCCAACGAGAAGUUUUGUGCCGCCUAGAAGCUUUGGUGGAACGGGCGGAUGAUCUGGGUGACCAUGGUCAUUUGCCGUCACUGGAGGCAGCCUAUGGUGAGCUGCUCCGAGGCAGAGAUGGUUAUGCCGAGCCAUCGACGCCGGCCUCGUUAGCGCCCUACAACCUCGAGCUCGUGUCCCUUCCAACUGACCUUUGUGACGCUCCUCGUGCUGAGGAACUGUUGGAGGAGGCCGACCGUCGAUACCUGCAGGGGCAAGAGCGUAUGUUACGGGAAAUCCCCAAGGAAGACAGUGAAGUCAUCAAGCCGUAUUGGGAUCCUGCCCUCCGACAUAACCCAGGUAGAUAUCGCAAGUUUAUUCAGCGUUUGAAUGACAUCAAGUACCUUGAUUUCACUUUGUCCCCUUCACAGCAUGCUGGAGUGUUUUUUGUUUGGAAAAGUGAUGGGAAACGUAUUCGCAUGAUCGUAGAUGCAAGACCAGCCAACGCAGAGUUUGAAGAGCCACCCGGCAUCUCUUUGCCAACCGCUGAGACCUUUGCAAAGAUUGAGAUGGAGACACACAUGCAUGAUGGUGAUGACCCGGAACUAGGCAUCUAUGCAGGUCUCUCAGAUGUCCGUGAUUGUUUUCAUCGCAUCAAGCAGCCUAGAUGGCUGUCGAAGUACUUUUGCUUCCUUCCAAUCGAGGCCAAGCAUGUUGGGCUCACCGGAACUGUGCUGGAGGGCCACACUCUCAGCUCGAAUGACUUGGUGUUCCCGAUGCCGGGAUCACUGUGUAUGGGGUUCAGUUGGUCAUUGUUCUUUGCUCAACGCAUCAACGAGGUGGUCAUGAGAAGAGUGAGCAGUUUAUCAUCUUCUACUCUAAUCCACGAUCGAGGUGGGCCAGCGGUUUUUAGUGACCACCUCCCUGAUGAAUUAAAGCACUUUGUCUAUGUGGACAACCUCGGGGUGAUGUCAACCGACCGCCAGGCCGUCAGUGGAGCAUUGGAUGAUCUGGUUGGCAAGUUCACCCAGGAGAAAUUGCUUCUCCAUCCAGGCGAGAUACAGCAUGAGUGCAUCAAAGCGCUUGGUGUGCAACUGGAUGGGCAGAACCUCUUCUCCUCACUUGGCCCCGACAGGUAUCACCGCGUUCGUCAAGGGCUACGUUGUCUUCUAAGACGAGGUCGAUGCAGUGGUCGGGUCCUUGAGAUACUCAUCGGUCAUUGCACUUAUUGUGGUUUGAUGAAUAGGGCUUUGCUUUCAGUUUUCCACAACGUUUACAAGUUCAUCCAUUCCCACCAUGAUCACCCAGCAACUCUUUGGAAUAGCGUCAGGGCGGAGCUACGGGCAUUCUGCGGCCUUAUGCCGCUGAUUGCUUCUGACUGGUGCCGGCCUUGGAAUGAGUUGGUGCCAGUGUCCGACGCCAGUGAAGAGGGCUUUGGGGUUUGCGCAGCUGUCUGGACAUCUUCUCAGGCAGCAGCAGUUGGCAGGGUUUCUGAACGAGACCGAUUCAAGCGUGCCGGGAGCCACAGUGCCAGAGAGACGGCGCUGACUUCAGCGGGGUUUGUCAAAGACGAGGUGUCGGGCAAGUGGGCCGAAGGUAUCCUCGAUGAUGAGGAGUACCUCAAGCUCAGUGGCUGGGACCUCAGAACUGACUUUCCAGAAGUCCCCGCUCACAAGCUCAGAGAUGGAAGUUGGCAAACCGUUCGGCAAGGCAGGUGGAAGAAGCACGAGCACAUCGUGCACUUGGAAGCCCGGGCCUUGGUGAAAUCUUUUGAGUACUUGGUUGAAGACACCCAUUCAAAGGACUGCAGACAACUCUUUUUAGUGGAUUCAAUGAGUGCGGCAUUGGCAUUCGAUAGAUGCAGAAGUCGCAACUUCAAGAUGCUGAGACAGAUCCGAAAGUUUUACCUCACGCGCUGCACCAUGCCGACCUCAAGAAAACGGGUGCUGCAACCGCCAGAGGGGUUUCAAAGCCAAAAGAGAAGAUGUGCAGUGCUGGAGAAAGGAAGCGCCAUGCCAGUCAUGAAGAAAGCCAGGACCUCCUCCCUCCAGCGGACAGACCCAACAGUUUCUUUGCUGAAGAAGCCGUCCUUCUUGCCACCCAGCCUAGAGUCUUUGGUCAAAGGCAUGGACAAGCUCCCGCAACCGCGGAAGCAGAUGGAGCCCGAUCUCGAGAGUGCCGCCAGUUCCUCGAGUUCAGAACCUGCCAGGGAUGUCAGAACCAAGGCACUGGCGAAGCGAAGUCGAGGCAGGCUUCGGAAGUAUGUGCAAGAGGCCAUGGAGGCAAAGUCCAUGGGUCUCAGCUUGUUAGAAAAGAAAGCUAUUGGGGACCGGAGCGCCAAGUACUACCAAGAGGAGUACAAGCAGUUGCUCAUUUUUGCCAAGACGCGGAAGCUGAUGAUGACUCUCCCACGCGAACUGGAUGCAACCCUUGUGGAGUACUUCAACGACCUUUUCAUGAGGGGUCACCCAGCGCAUCGGGGGGACAAAAUCAUCGCCACCGUGAUGCACCACCAGUCCGAGUACAGCAAGCUGGGAUCCAGUCGGCUGCCGCGAGCCUGGCGAUGUCUCAAAGGCUGGAGGCGUUUAGCGCCAGGAACCUCGAGGAAAGCCUAUCCCCUAGGCGUGUGGUGUGCCAUCGCCUUGGAAUUGAAGAGGCUGGGACAUCUUCAGAUGGCAGUCUUUACGCUGGUGGGCCUCUCUUCCUACAGCCGUCCUUCAGAACUGCUGAGAUGCAGGGCCUUCAGCCUGGUGAAGCCGUCGCCAGGGAUUACAGAGUUUUGGAGUCUUUUGCUGAAUCCAGAAGAAAGGAUGGACCGGUCGAAAGUCGGCGAGUUCGACGACAGCAUUGCCCUCGACUCUCCUUGGAUGAGGCCUUGGGCAGCAACCCUGCUGAAGCCGCUCGCCAGCCAGGGCGCCGACCUCCCCUUGUGGAACUUCAACUACUCCCACUACUUCAAGGUUUUCUCCCAGGUGACAGAGACUUUGGGGCUAGACAUGACACCAUAUCAGAUGAGGAUGUGGAUCGCCUUCGACAUUUGUGUAAAGGUCGUGGCCUCUGAAGUCUUCCUGUUGGCCUUCGGCAUCCUGGGCUAUGGUUUCUUUGGCGGCAGCGUCGCGCAGUCCAUCGCAGACAACAUCGGCCGAGAGACUUGGUCAAGAGACCCCAGGGAUCCAGACACUGAGCUCCAGCUCCUGCCCAACGCCUUGAGCGCGUUCUUGGCAGCUGCCACGAUCCUAGGUUUAUCCUCCAAGCAGCUGGUGACGCUGCCGCUGUUGCUGGACGCGACCACAGACCUCUUUGGCGAAAAGCUGCAGAAGAAGGGGCAAUUUGCCAUGAAGGCU
Messenger RNA from Durusdinium trenchii, 5400 nucleotides. Lineage: Eukaryota; Dinophyceae; Suessiales; Symbiodiniaceae. The record is from the annotation of a GenBank genome assembly.